AUGACGAACCCGCAACCAACGCCGUCUCUCUCGGCGCUCCUGAGCCCCGACGCCCUCUUCGGCAACCCGCUCUUCGCCGGCGGGAUGGGCCUCGCCGGGCUGGGCGCCGCGGCCGCGUUCGGGCGGCGCCUCGCCAUCUCGGGCGCCGGCAUGCUGCGGCGCCGCAUGCUGGUCAACGUCGAGAUCAGCCGGCGCGACCCGUCGUACCCGUGGGUGCUCGCCUGGCUGUCGCAGCCGCGCCCGAGCCCGGGCUUCCUGGCCUCGAGGCUGACGCGCAUCCACAACCUGUCCAUUGCGACGUCGACUAGCCGGCCCAGCGCGCCCGGCGGUGGCGGCGGCGACGCCGAGGCGGCCGCGGGGGGGCCCGUCCACGCCAGCUUCUUCCUGCAGCCCGGGUACGGGCGGCACCUGGUGCGGGUGCGCGACGGGGUGUACCUCUCGGUGCGGCGCGAGAAGACCAGCACGGCCAGCCUGAGCACGGGCGAGCCGCACGAGACGGUGACGCUGACGGCGCUGUGGCCGCACCGGCGCGUGUUUGAGGAGGUGUUCUCCGAGGCGCACGCGCUGAGCGCCCGCGCCCACGAGGGCAAGACGGUCGUCUUCGCGGCCCGCAAGCUCGAGUGGGCGCCGCUGGGCGAGCCGCGCCGCAAGAGGCCCCUCGGCAGCGUCGUGCUCGACGAGGGCGUCAAGGAGGGCGUCGUCGCCGACGUCAAGGACUUCCUCGGCCGCCAGAGCUGGUACGUCGACAGGGGGAUCCCCUAUCGCAGGGGGUACCUGCUGUACGGCCCGCCGGGCAGCGGCAAGACGUCCUUCAUCCAGGCCCUCGCCGGCGAGCUCGACUACAGCGUCGCCAUGAUCAACCUGAGCGAGGUCGGCGUCACCGACGACCACCUGGCCUACCUCCUGACGAAGCUGCCCAAGCGCAGCAUCCUGCUGCUGGAGGACGCCGACGCCGCCUUCGUCAACCGGAGGCAGAGGGAGUCGGACGGGUACAGCGGCGCCACCGUCACCUUCUCGGGGCUCCUCAACGCCCUGGACGGCCUCGCCGCUGGCGAGGAGAGGAUCGCCUUCCUCACCACGAACCACAUCGACCGCAUGGACCCCGCGCUCAUACGGCCGGGCCGCGUCGACAUGAUGGUCCGCAUCGGAGAGGCCACCCGCUACCAGGCCGGCAAGAUGUGGGAACGGUUCUACGGCGACGUUGACCAGGACGGAUCCGGCCGGGAGAGGUUCCUCACGCGGCUGGACGACUUGGGCCUCUUUGGAGAAGCACCGGAUAUGCCGAAGAGGCGUACUUCGACCGCUGCCAUCCAGGGCCUCUUCCUGUUCAACAAGAACGAUAUGGAGGGCGCCAUCAACAUGGCCGAAGGGCUGAUCCCCCGCACAUUCGAACCGGAGCCCCAAGACGCAGAGGGGACGAUCAAGUCUCCGGCUUGA
This is a messenger RNA of Phialemonium atrogriseum, 1437 nucleotides long. Its product is annotated as P-loop containing nucleoside triphosphate hydrolase protein. Bases 1 to 1437 code for a protein of 478 amino acids. Gene Ontology annotation, biological process: protein insertion into mitochondrial inner membrane from matrix; mitochondrial respiratory chain complex III assembly. Gene Ontology annotation, cellular component: mitochondrial inner membrane. The transcript has a single exon. The record is from RefSeq and is a predicted model, not a curated record. Gene Ontology annotation, molecular function: ATP hydrolysis activity; ATP binding. NCBI's taxonomy places the organism in Eukaryota, Fungi, Ascomycota, Sordariomycetes, Cephalothecales, Cephalothecaceae.